AUGCGCAAACAUGCCCGCUGGGCUCAUUCCUCCGUCUCGGCCAUCCUAGGUGGAAGUACAGUCUCCCGGAUUUACGACCGUGAUACCUCCGCCCCUCCGAGUCCCCGUGAGAGCGCCUUAACUACACCUCGACCCGGAUCCAGAUCCCUCGCUGUCGAUGACGAUCAUGUCCUGGCCAAUCGAUGGGGGUUGAGGGGGAAGAAAGGCAAGAGCAUGCAGGACAACCCUCUAAUCUCUGCCUUCACGCGACUGCGGAGCGAUCUCAAGGGCUGCAAAGACAUCCGGACCUUUGAUGCUCCCGCUCUACUCCAUCCGUUCCUUCAGGUCAUUCGCUCCUCCUCGACCUCCGCCGCCAUCACCUCACUCGCCUUGGUGGCCUUGACGAAAUUCUUCGCCUACAACAUCAUCGGCCAGGGCUCCCCGCGACUAUCCAUGGCCAUGCAGCUCUUAUCCGCCGCCAUCACCCACUGUCGCUUCGAAGCCAGUGACUCGGCAGCAGAUGAAAUCGUCCUGCUGAGGAUUCUCAAGUUGAUGGAAGGCAUGCUGUCAGGACCAGAGGGUGAAUUGCUAGGUGACGAGAGUGUUUGCGAAAUGAUGGAAACCGGGUUAAGCAUGUGCUGCCAGGUCCGUCUCUCGGAGGUUCUGCGCAGGUCUGCGGAAAUGGCCAUGGUCAACAUGUGCCAGGUGAUUUUUAUGCGACUAUCACAUCUGGAUAUCUCAGAGCUAUCGGAGGAGGAGCCGGCGCUCUCGAAUGCAGGCGAAGCCCAACCGACCAAUUUCAAGAUGGACCCUUCUGUCGACGGAGAUACCGUUACCUCGCAGCAUCCGUCCGCCAUGGGUUCGGAUACGGCCGUUCCGGAUCGCGACUCUAACAGUAGGGAUGAGACCCCUGAGCAAACCCCCAGCGGCAACGCUGUCGCCGCUCCUCCCAACCCGCAGGACGACGUUGGGGACGACGUUGCUCCCUACUCUUUGCCUUCCAUCCGAGAACUCUUUCGGGUGCUGAUUGAUCUGCUGGACCCCCACAACCGGCAACAUACCGACCCCAUGAGGGUCAUGGCGUUGAGGAUCAUCGACGUCGCUUUGGAAGUGGCAGGUCCAACGGUGGCUAGGCAUCCUAGUUUAACAGCGUUGGCCCAAAACGACCUCUGUCGCCACUUGUUCCAGCUGGUCCGAUCGGAAAAUAUGGCCAUCCUGACUGGGUCCCUUCGAGUCGCCGGGACCUUGUUGCUGACGUGCCGUUCUGUCUUGAAGCUCCAGCAAGAGCUUUAUCUGUCCUAUCUGGUCGCUUGUCUUCACCCACGGGUAGAGAUACCCAAGGAAGCCGGUAUCAAUCCGGCCCUUUACGACGGGGUGCCACAGGUGCCCAAAUUAGUGAAACCCUCGCCUUCGCAGUCCAGCAGCGGUAGAUCGACACCGGUUCCCGUGAAAGAUCGGCAAAAAUUGGGACUGGAAGGGGGCUCGCGGAAGCCGGAGACGAGGGAAGCCAUGGUCGAAAGCAUUGGUGUGCUGGCCCGGAUCCCAAGCUUCAUGGUGGAGCUGUUCAUCAACUACGACUGCGAGGUGGAUCGGGCGGACCUUUGCGAGGACCUGAUCGGCCUUCUCUCCCGCAGUGCGUUCCCAGAUUCAGCCACGUGGAGCACGACCAAUGUGCCGCCACUGUGCUUAGACGCCCUGUUGGGUUACGUUCAGUUUGUGUACGACAGGCUGGAGGAUGAACCCGUGGAGGAGGGAUUCCCUUCGCGGGAGCAUUUGAGGAGCCAGCGCAAAACGAAGAAACUCAUCAUCACCGGCGCGCAAAAAUUCAACGAGGAUCCCAAGGCCGGAAUCGCCUACUUGACCGCCCACGGUAUCAUUGAGAACGCGGACGACCCCGUUCUGGUCGCGAGAUUCCUCAAGGGAACGACUCGGCUGUCGAAGAAGGUUUUGGGCGAGUACAUUUCCAAACGAUCUAACGAAACCCUUCUCGAGGCCUUCGUUGAUCUCUUUGACUUUUCAGGAAAGACUGUCGUCGAUGCCCUUCGAGAUCUCCUCGGUGCCUUCCGUUUGCCUGGCGAAUCCCCUCUUAUCGAACGUAUCGUCACAACGUUCACCGACAAGUUCAUUGAGAAAGCGCACCCUCCGGGUGUUGCUGAUAAGGAUGCCCUGUUCGUAUUGACAUACGGUAUCAUCAUGUUGAAUACGGAACUGUACAACCAGAACAUUAAAUCGCAAAAUCGCAUGUCUUGUAACGAUUUCUCACGGAAUCUGCGUGGCGUCAACGCAGGGCAGGAUUUCGCACCGGAGUUCCUACAAGAGAUCUAUGAUUCUAUCAAACAGAACGAGAUUAUCUUGCCCGAUGAGCACGACAACAAGCACGCGUUUGAUUUCGCCUGGCGGGAACUCUUGUUGAAAUCCAGCUCGGCCGGAGAGCUGGUGGUGGGCGAGAGUAACAUCUAUGACGCGGAGAUGUUUGAAGCCACUUGGAAACCAGUGAUAGCAACCCUCUCAUAUGUCUUCAUGUCUGCCUCGGACGAUGCCGUAUACUCUCGAGUGGUCCUGGGAUUCGACCAGUGCGCUCAGAUCGCUGCACGAUAUGGGUUAACUGAAGCCUUUGACCGCAUACUUUUUUGUCUUGCUUCCAUUAGCACGCUGGCCACGGAUAAACCCCCAAGCACCUCCCUCAACACCGAAGUCCAGGCUGGGAAGAAAAGCGUGAUGGUUAGCGAGCUUGCAGUGAAAUUUGGCAGGGACUUUCGGGCACAAUUGGCCACAGUGGUUUUGUUCCGGGUUCUGGCAGGGAAUGAAGCGACGGUUCGGCGAAGCUGGGCACAUAUUCUCCGCAUCCUCAACAACCUGUUCAUCAACUCUCUCAUUCCUCCCUUCGAUAGCAGCCUGAACGCCGAGCUUGAAAUGCCUCCUAUCCCGCUACAGCUCCCGUCGCAGGUUGUGGACCGCGAUGGACGUGGAAAUGAAACAGGGCUCCUGUCUGCUUUCACAUCUUAUCUCUCCAGCUAUGCAGCAGAUGACCCUCCGGAGCCAUCCGAUGAAGAACUCGACAACACUCUGUGCACUAUAGAUUGUAUUGCAGCCUGUUCGAUCAACGAUGUUCUGGCGAAUAUUAAGUCUCUUCCUUUGGAAUUGGUUUCAACGGUGGUAGACUCAUUACUGGUGCUGUUACCCGAGGAGUCUGCACCGGCGGUCAUUGUCGUGAAGUCCGAGCGACUGUCCCCUUCAUCGAGGCUACCGAACGGCAAGGCCGAUGCCAGGCAGUCGAAUUACGAUCCCGGCAUGAUGUACCUCUUGGAGUUGGCGACGAUCAUCACCCUUCGUGACGCCAAAACGCUGGAGACACUUGGCGAGCGACUCUUAACUACCUUGCAAGCCUUCAUUCGGGAUGCCAGAAACCUGCAUUCGCUAGCCUUGUCACGAAUAGUUUAUUAUCUAUUUAAUCUGCUGCGACUGAGCCAUGACUACUCGUUUAUGCGGGUGCCAGUUGUUCUCCACGGUAUAUCCGGUUUCGAUCAAGAUAUUUUGGAAAGCGUCGCAAUACCUACAGUGAAAGGACUCUCUCGCUGCGUUUCAAAUGGAGGAUUCCUACGCAAUGAGAUCACCGUUUCCCCUGAUUUCUGGUCAAUCUUGCAAAGACUGCACCAGCAUAAGGAAGCGGGUCCUUUAGUGUUCGACCUACUUCAACACAUUGUGGACUUCUCACCCCCCAUUAUUACCGCAGAUAAUUACGAGUCGGCUGUUUGCCUUGCGAACGAUUUCAUUAGUGCCGCUAGUGUGGGUUCCAUUGACGAACGGCAGAAGGACGCGUUCAUGCGGCGCUCCAAAGGUGCAAAGCAGCGCAAAUCCAGCGAGAACGAAGUUGUAUACCGUGGCUUCAAGGCAAUUGAACUCGUUUAUCAGCUCACCGGACGGGUUCCAGCUCUGAUUAAGCAGUCUCAUCUUGAAGAAAAUGAAGCCUGGUCUGCUUACUGGUCCCCGAUUUUCCUUUCCUUGACCUCCCAAUGCGUUAAUCCUUGCCGGGACAUUCGGCAUCAUGCUAUUUCGACCCUACAGCGGUCUCUUCUUUCAGUCGAGAUGAGCUCCACCGAUAAUAAGGAGUGGAUUGCCAUUUUCGACCAGGUUUUAUUCCCACUCGUACUUCGCUUAUUAAAACCCGAGGUGUAUCAUUCGGAUCCACUUGGAAUGAGUGAGACACGAGUUCAAGCGGCGAUCUUGGUUUGCAAGAUCUUCCUGCGCUAUCUCGAUCAACUUCCGAACCAGAAUGGAAUGCUUGAGCUAUGGCUUAAGAUUCUGGAUGUCCUCGACCGGAUGAUCAACAGUGGUCAGGGUGACAGUCUGGAGGAGGCAAUCCCGGAGAGUCUGAAGAACAUCCUCUUGGUCAUGGCUGAUGGAGGAUACUUGGUACCGCCCUCCCAGGAUACCACCAAGGAAUUAGUCUGGAACGAAACCAAGAAGCGUUUGGAUCGAUUUCUACCUGACCUUUUCAAGGAGAUCUUCCCAGAGAAACCGAACGAACCAUCUACCCCGAAUUCCGCCGUCACAUCUCCUAGCCCAUCGACGCAGGAGCACACCAAUGACCAGCAGUCCAGGGAGGAUGGGACGGCUCCUGGUACUCCUGAGGAUGCAAAAAACACCAACGAGCAACAGGGUGAUGAUCCCUGA
Messenger RNA from Aspergillus tanneri, 4653 nucleotides. RefSeq names its product GDP/GTP exchange factor for ARF (gene GEA2). The transcript is spliced from 6 exons. Lineage: Eukaryota; Fungi; Ascomycota; Eurotiomycetes; Eurotiales; Aspergillaceae. Gene Ontology annotation, biological process: regulation of ARF protein signal transduction. Bases 1 to 4653 code for a protein of 1550 amino acids. The record is from RefSeq and is a predicted model, not a curated record. Gene Ontology annotation, molecular function: guanyl-nucleotide exchange factor activity.